Bacillus rossius redtenbacheri is the source of this 4513-nucleotide messenger RNA. It is a transcript of the gene Tnks, whose product is annotated as ankyrin repeat domain-containing protein 27. Gene Ontology annotation, biological process: early endosome to late endosome transport; neuron projection morphogenesis. Gene Ontology annotation, cellular component: neuron projection; early endosome; plasma membrane. The transcript has 2 exons. The record is from RefSeq and is a predicted model, not a curated record. Bases 268 to 3003 code for a protein of 911 amino acids. NCBI's taxonomy places the organism in Eukaryota, Metazoa, Arthropoda, Insecta, Phasmatodea, Bacillidae. Gene Ontology annotation, molecular function: guanyl-nucleotide exchange factor activity; SNARE binding.
AUGCUAUCACGUGCAGUUGUUGUCUCGUGACGUCGGUGGGGGUAUUUGUUAUGCGACUUGCAUCAACAUCAACAAAUGUAGUGUGGGCGUCAUAGUGGCGAAGGGAAUGCUGUCGUGAGGUAUUUUACGUACUUAAACUGUAUCAGUUGAAGCAGAAAAACAGGUUUCCCGCGGAGUUGUUUACGCGGCGCGCCCGAGGUUACGUAACGGGCAGGGCCGGCAUGCUAGGCUAGUGUUUAGCCGAGUGUAGGCCGACCCGGGACAGCCAUGGAGCCCAGCUACGACGAGGACCUGAACGAGAACAGCUUCUUCCAGCUGCUGCAGACGGACCACGCCGAGCUGUUCGAGAAGGCGACCCUGGAGGGCUGGACCAUCUGCGUGCCGCGCGCGGGCUCCACCCCGCGCUACACCCUGGCGCACGAGGACUUCUACGGACACGUGCUGGUCCCCAGCGACGAGCUGCCCGAGAGCCACUUCCGCACGCUGAGCGGGCGCGCCGUGCGCGUGAGCAACCGGCUGGUGACCGUGGAGCACGAGGACAUCGCCCGGCCCCUCAGCACGCACAUCCUGUUCGAGGAGACCUUCUACACCGAGGACCUGGUCAGGUACAAGGUGCUGUGCGUGGAGAGCCCGCUGGUGAGCCACCUGGGGGCGGGCUCCGGGGAGGGCAGCCCCCCGGUCGCCGUGCACACGCUGCGGGAGUGCAUCGACCUGCUGUGGACCGAGUGCUCGGGCAAGGACAUCCUGGAGAGGAUGGACGCGGCGAUGGGCGCGUUCCGCUCCGCGGCGGGCCUCGACUCGGAGCCCCUGCAGGCGCAGAAGGACCGCGCGGGCCGGCUGUACGUGCGGUGCCUGCAGCUGGCGCUGGAGGACCCGCGCCUCAAGGAGCAGGCUGGCGCCGACAAGCGCCUGCUGGAGAACGUCAAGCUGGCCGUGGAGACGUACGUGCACCACGGCAUCUACAGGCAGCUCUUCGAGGGCAUCGCCGCGUGCACGGCGUACGAGGACGCGUCGCUCAACAAGGUGAUCCGCAACCUGUCGGACAUCCAGCUGCGCGACCUGGACGUGCGGCCGGACCUGUGCGACACGGUGCCGCGCGCCCGGCAGGAGCUGUCCCGUGUCGACGCCUACAGCACGACGCUGGGCAAGAUGGGCUGCCUGAGGCGCAUGGUGUCCGCCAUCUCCAAGCAGAGCGGCCCCAAGCGGACGUCCAGCCUGGGCGGGGGCAACAUCAUAGCCGCGGACGACCUCCUGCCGAUGAUAGUCUUCCUGGUGAUAAAGACCGCCCUGCCGAACUGGAUCGCGCAUUUGACGUACAUGAAGCACUUCCACUUCUCGGUGUGCGCGAGUUGCCAGGUGGACGAGUACAACUUCCUCAUCACCACGCUGGAGGCGGCCAUCGAGCACAUCAAGUCCGGGGUGCUGUUGGGCAACUCGGCCCCCGAAGCCCAGUUCAUUUACGAGUCACAAGAGAACAGGGAGACCCCGCCUUCCGAUUCCAAUGACGGGGGAAAUGAGUCAGACGGUGAAGAAACUUGCAUUGGAGAUUUUUUCGAAAGUAUCAAGCAAGGCAACAUAGCUCGUGUGGAAAAGAUGCUGAAGCGCAACGGCUACGUGACGAACCAGUCCUCAGAGAAGACCAGCGGCCUGUGUCACCCGCUGUGUUCGUGCGACAGGUGCGAGAGUGUGAUGUCGCGCAGCUUGUGCGACACGGCCCCCACCGUCCGCUCGUGCGACGACAAGGGCUUCACGGCGCUGCACGUCGCGUGCCUGUUCGGGCAGCCCAUGAUCGUGGACCUGCUGGUGAGCGCCGGCGCGGACGCGAACGCGCGCGACUGCAGCGGCUCGGUGCCGCUCCACUACUGCGCGGCGCGCGGCUACCAGAACGCCCUCCUGCUGCUGAUACACGCCGGGGCGCGGCUGGGCGAGCGCGACAGCGACGGCAACACGCCCCUGCACCUGGCCUCCAACAACGGCCACGAGGGCUGCGUGAAGGCGCUCCUGUACUUCGCGGAGCACGUGGGCGCGCGGCUCGACACCAACGUCGCCAACAAGAAGGGAGACACGGCGCUGCACUUUGCGGCGCGCUGGGGGUACGAGGGCAUCGUGGAGAUACUGCUGGAGCACGGGGCCAGCUGCGCGGUCCAGAACAGGCGGCAGCUGACGCCCACGGACUGCGCGCACAGCCUCCACAUCUCCAAGCUGCUGCUGAGCCACAGGAAGGCCGACAAGCUGGUCCCCACCCAGGUGGUCGUCAGGAGCGGGCAUCUCGACCGGAACGCGGAAGCGGCCGCGGCUUCCAAGCCGGGGCUGGACUUCGUGGACGCAGGCAGGGACGGAGCGACGGACGGCUGGCUCGGCAACUGCGACCGGGAGUCUCUCUCGGCCCACAUGCAGUCCACGGAGCAGAUCAAGAAGGUGGAGAAGAUCCUGAAGGCCAUAGCGCAGGGUGACACGCGCCUGGCGUGCUUCUACCUGGGCCUGGAGGGGUGCGGGGAGGACAGGGGGAGCAGCGGCGCUGCGCGGCGCGGCGGGGUGGCGUGCCACCCGCUGUGCCGCUGCGAGACGUGCGGCGCGGAUGCGGACCGGGAUGAGGAGCAAGGCGUACGCGCGGCGGAUGUGAACGUGUGCAACCCGGAGGGCGUGACGCCGCUGCACGCGGCCGCCGCGCACGGCCGCGCGGACCUGGUGCGGCUGCUGCUGGAGCGCGGCGCGCGGGCGGACGCGGUGACGCGCGCGCGCCGGGCCAGCCCGCUGCACCUGGCCUGCCAGCACCAGCAGCUGCGCGCGGCGCGCCUGCUGCUGCAGGCCGGCUGCAGCGUGGACCUGGCGGACGCGCGGGGCAACACCGCGCUGCACUACUGCAGCGACGCGCGGCUGGUGCGGCUGCUGCUGGCCUUCAGGCCGCGCCUCGACGCCGCCAACGCCGAGGGCAGGACGCCGCUGCAGCAGGCGGAGGAGCGGAUGUCGCUGGCCGUGGUCGCGCUGCUGAGGGCCCAGUGAGGCGUUCGCAGCGGUCCGUUACGACGGUAAAGAAGGAAAUCCCAUGGGAACACCGUGUAAACCGUCCGUGCCUGCUGAAGCCGUGUCGACGUUCUGGAAUGGAUCUCCCAAAACCUCAGCGAAUUAUGUACUGAUCCCUGUGUUGAUACUCAUAUGCACAUUUAAACUUCUACAAACAAUGAAGCAAAAUAAAAAAAAAGUGUUCGUACAAAAGGUACGAUGGGCUAAAUCAAUGGAAAAUUUAAGUUUUAUUAUAAUCAUACUAAACUGUUUAAAUUUUUAUUACAAAAAUCUUUACAGUGGGAGAGACCAUUAAUGAAUCAAACAUAGUUUCAAAAAUAAAAAAAAGUACAAUUAAAAUUAGCCUAUCUCCUACCAAGCGGUGUAAUCUGAAGGUAUGACAAUAAUCUAUUUUGAAUAAUGUUUACAACGUGUCAUUAAAUUGUUGCUCAUAAAACAACCAAUAAUUUGAUGUAAACAAUACUUCAAAUGGAAAAAUAAUUAAGACUAAAUGUAUUACAGUAAAAAAAGAAAUAAAUAAGGAAUUUAAUUUAAAAAAAAAAUUGAUACAAAUUUUUGUUUUACUAAUUCCAUAAUGUGAGUUUGAACAGAAAAUAGUUUAGUAUUGUUCCUCUAUGUAUAAGAAACAUUUUGGGGUUUUAUUUUAAUCUAAAUAAGUUAUCAUAAAAGCUUGGGAAAAAAAAAAGUUUUUUAGUUUGACCUCUGAUUUGCCCCACCUUGCAAUAUGUUGUUAUGAAAUUUUUGGGACAGCUGCAAAUGUUUCUAGUAUAGGGUUACUAGAGGUAUAGAAAACAGGGAUGCGUCAGGAAAAUCACCAAAUGUAUCAGUAAAUAUUUCUUGUGCCAGCAAAAUUAAACUGAAAAUACCAUUUCCACCAAUGUUCAGGCACAUCAAAAACUGCUCAAACAUUUACGUCUGAAAUUUUUUUUUUUAUCUUGCUUUUCCUGAAACCCUGGUCUUUUUACUGUAGACACAAAGGGGGGAAACUAAUUUCCGGAUGCUUACAUACAAGGGUGAAUCCGGAGCAGUUGCAUACGGACACUGGUAUCCAUCUAAAAUGGCGUUAAUUUUGCCAAUGUGACAUAUUUGCAAGCACAUAUGUAUUUUUUUACCCCAAAAAGGAACUCAAAAGUGAGCCACAGGAUAAUUUGUGUCUGGAAGGUCAGAGAAACUUGUCGAAUCAUUUCCGGAAAAAAGCUGUAAACGUCAGGGAAUUUUGGAAUUUCAAGCUUGUGGCAACCCUGUAAUAAUUAUUUUCUUUAGAGUUGUGAGUUAAUGUGUAAUUGGGAUUUUAUGAGGUGAUAAACUGUGUGUUCGUGCAAGAAGGUGCAUAUAUGAUAAUUAAUUGAUAUAAUACCAACCUGUGUUGAUUCUGCAAUCUUGCUAUAAACUGUUACAUUAAAUAGUAUUUUUGAUUGUUAAAUAAUGCUCAUAGUGUAACUUUGUGUUAAAUUUUGUGUUUCACUUUUUUUAAUAAACCUGUUAUAUA